UAAUUUUAAAAAAAAAUGAAUUAUUUUAGUUAUGGAUUCCUGUCGGAACGCUCGGACUUUGCCCAAGCAGUUAUCGAUGCGGGGAUUCGAUUCAUCGGACCGUCCCCGAAAGUGGUGCAGCAAAUGGGUGACAAAGUAGCUGCUCGGCAGGCGGCCAUCCAGGCUGGAGUGCCGAUUGUUCCCGGAACCGAUGGACCCGUGACUACUAAAGAGGAGGCACUAGAUUUCUGCAAGAAGCAUGGAUUGCCAGUUAUCUUCAAAGCGGCAUACGGUGGAGGUGGACGUGGUAUGCGGGUGGUGAAAAAGAUGGAAGAAGUUGAAGAUAGCUUCCAGCGAGCUAGUUCCGAGGCCAAGGCAGCCUUCGGUAAUGGUGCGAUGUUCAUCGAAAAGUUCAUCGAACGCCCAAGGCAUAUUGAAGUCCAGUUGUUGGGCGACAAAGCUGGUAAUGUGGUUCAUCUGUAUGAACGUGACUGUUCGGUUCAGAGGCGUCAUCAAAAGGUGGUAGAAAUUGCUCCGGCUCCAAGACUGCCCAUUGAGGUGCGAGACAAAAUGACCGAAUAUGCUGUCAAACUGGCGAAACAUGUUGGCUACGAAAAUGCCGGUACAGUUGAAUUCCUCUGUGAUGAAUCUGGUAACUUCUAUUUCAUCGAAGUAAACGCACGACUUCAGGUUGAGCACACGGUAACGGAAGAAAUUACUGGUAUCGAUCUGGUGCAAUCACAAAUCCGAAUUGCCGAAGGAAUGACCUUGCCAGAGCUUGGUUACUCCCAAGACAAUAUCAAAACUCAGGGCUAUGCUAUUCAAUGCCGUGUUACUACGGAGGAUCCAGCUAACGAUUUCCAGCCAAAUACUGGUCGCUUGGAAGUGUUCCGAUCAGGUGAAGGUAUGGGCAUCCGGUUGGACAGUGCCUCGGCCUAUGCCGGUGCCAUUAUUUCGCCCUACUACGAUUCAUUGCUAGUCAAAGUUAUCUCACAUGCACAUGAUCUACAGUCGUCCGCUGCCAAAAUGAACCGUGCCCUGCGGGAGUUCCGUAUCCGUGGCGUUAAGACCAACAUCCCAUUCCUACUAAACGUCCUGGAGAAUCAAAAGUUCCUAAACGGAGUGCUGGACACCUAUUUCAUCGAUGAGCACCCACAGUUGUUCCGCUUUGCCAAGACCAAGAACCGUGCUCAGAAGCUGCUGAAUUAUCUCGGUGAGGUAUUGGUUAACGGACCGACUACUCCACUGGCAACCAAACUAAAACCAGCCGAGGUUCAACCACACGUUCCUCAGUUGCCGUUGGAUCUUUCGCCAGAAGCACUCGCCGAGGAAGAAGAGGGCAAAAAAGUCCAAACGGGUUAUUCCGCAGUUACCGAUCCACCGCGUGGUUUCAAGGACAUCCUGCGGGAGCAGGGGCCUGCUGGAUUUGCCAAAGCUGUUCGUGCCCAGAAGAAUCUGUUGCUGAUGGACACCACCUUCCGCGACGCCCAUCAAUCGCUGCUGGCCACCCGCGUCCGGUCGCAUGAUCUGCUCAAGAUUUCACCGUACGUCUCGCACAAGUUCAAUAACCUAUACUCGCUGGAAAAUUGGGGCGGUGCCACGUUCGAUGUGGCGCUUCGAUUCCUACACGAAUGUCCCUGGGAGCGACUGGAAGAUAUGCGCAAGCGUAUUCCAAACAUUCCGUUCCAGAUGCUGCUCCGAGGUGCUAAUGCUGUAGGAUAUACCAACUAUCCGGACAAUGUGGUGCACAAAUACUGCGAACUAUCGGUGCAAUGUGGCAUGGAUAUCUUCCGAGUGUUUGACUCGCUCAACUACCUUCCGAAUCUGAUUCUUGGCAUGGAUGCUGCCGGUAACGCAGGCGGAGUCGUUGAGGCAGCCAUUUCCUACACUGGCGAUGUGAGCGACCCCAAUAAAAAGAAGUAUGACCUCAAGUACUACACAGAUCUGGCGGACGAACUUGUGAAGGCCGGAACUCACGUGUUGUGCAUCAAGGAUAUGGCUGGCCUUCUAAAGCCACAAGCUGCCAAGUUACUCAUUUCUGCAAUCCGUGAUAAACAUCCGGAUGUUCCGAUUCACAUCCAUACUCAUGAUACCUCAGGAGCCGGAGUGGCCUCCAUGUUGGCCUGUGCGGAAGCUGGAGCCGAUGUAGUUGACGUCGCCGUUGACUCUAUGUCGGGAAUGACUUCACAGCCCAGUAUGGGAGCCGUCGUGGCAUCUCUUCAGGGAACCCCACUUGACACCGGCUUGAAUUUGGCUGACAUCAGUGAGUACUCUGCGUAUUGGGAACAAACCCGAACCCUGUAUGCACCAUUCGAAUGCACAACCACCAUGAAGUCCGGUAAUGCCGAUGUGUACAUGAACGAAAUCCCCGGUGGCCAAUACACCAAUCUCCAAUUCCAAGCCUAUUCUCUUGGACUGGGAGAUUUCUUUGAAGAUGUCAAGAAGGCAUACCGAGAAGCUAACCUUUUGCUGGGAGAUAUAAUCAAGGUCACGCCAUCUUCGAAGGUGGUCGGUGAUUUGGCUCAGUUUAUGGUCCAAAAUCAUCUGACGGCAGACCAAGUGAUGGAACGAGCAGAAGAGUUGUCCUUCCCCAAGUCGGUCAUCGAAUUCCUGCAGGGUGCUAUCGGUACACCACAUGGUGGAUUCCCCGAGCCAUUCCGUUCCCGCGUUCUCAAGGAUAUGCCCCGUAUUGAGGGACGUCCUGGUGCAUCUCUACCUCCACUAGACUUUGACAAACUCAAGAAAGACCUCCAAGAAUCUCAUCCAGAUGUGUCGGAUCGCGAUGUCAUGUCUGCUGCCCUAUAUCCUCAGGUUACAAACGACUACCUUAACUUUAGAGAUAAAUUUGGUCCAGUCGAUAAACUGAACACUCGAGUCUUCCUCACUGGACCCAAAGUUGGCGAAGAGUUCGAAGUCACCAUCGAAAAGGGUAAGACUCUAGGCUUCAAAACGCUGGCCAUGGCUGAGGAUCUCACAGCUAACGGAGAACGCGAAGUCUUCUUUGAACUCAACGGUCAAUUGAGAUCGGUUCUAAUCCGGGAUAAGGAAGCCGUCAAGGAACUCCACAUUCACCCAAAGGCAACCAAAGGAAACAAGGAUCAAGUUGGUGCCCCAAUGCCGGGAACUGUUAUCGAAAUCAAGGUCAAGGCCGGUGAUCGCGUAGAGAAGGGACAACCGUUGGUUGUUCUAUCCGCCAUGAAAAUGGAGAUGGUCGUCCAGUCGCCACGAGCUGGUGUCGUUAAAACCGUAGACAUCAAUUCCGGAAUGAAGCUCGAAGGAGAGGAUCUGCUGCUUACCCUGGAAUAGACCUAGUACGCACAAGGUUCAACAUUGAAGGCCUACAGUACCGUUGGAAUAUUCUAUAAGAAAGACAUUUUUCCCACGAACCUACUAAAAAUGCUCUUAGGCCAAUCAGAGCGUAAACGUUUGGCAGGAAGACUUUUUUUCUGGCAUGUCACGUACAUACAUCUUGUUCAAGUUUUAUAAUUGGGCAGCGUUUUUGUUUAUGUUUUAAAAUUCUACGUUAAUAUUUGUGAUGAAUAAAAAUUUGAAUAUUUAUA
Molecule: messenger RNA, 3539 nt
Organism: Uranotaenia lowii
Lineage: Eukaryota; Metazoa; Arthropoda; Insecta; Diptera; Culicidae
Gene: PCB
Product: pyruvate carboxylase, mitochondrial
Exons: 7
Coding region: 16-3285 (1089 amino acids)
Biological process (GO): pyruvate metabolic process; gluconeogenesis
Cellular component (GO): cytoplasm
Molecular function (GO): ATP binding; metal ion binding; pyruvate carboxylase activity
Source: RefSeq, a predicted model, not a curated record